Molecule: messenger RNA, 10376 nt
Organism: Salvelinus fontinalis (brook trout)
Lineage: Eukaryota; Metazoa; Chordata; Actinopteri; Salmoniformes; Salmonidae
Gene: vax2
Product: ventral anterior homeobox 2
Exons: 3
Coding region: 847-1782 (311 amino acids)
Biological process (GO): regulation of DNA-templated transcription; brain development; neuron differentiation
Molecular function (GO): DNA binding; DNA-binding transcription factor activity, RNA polymerase II-specific
Source: RefSeq, a predicted model, not a curated record
UCAAGACAAAGCAAAAUGAUCGCCACCAAGAUGAUCUGAGCAAUCAUACAAGACGUAUAGGCUACACACAGGUAAUGGCUCGGUCAAGCCUUACUUGGUUUGUUUUGCCUCAUGUGACCCUUUCCCCUGUUUGAACGCCCCUCCCCAACAUUCUCUACACAUACAUUAUUGCGCUCUCCAAAGGAAGAAGACCCCGAGCAGACCACCAACAACCCAACAUCCGUGACCACGCCAAGACAGCUCCACCGAAACCAACAACUCAAACGGUGGUAAACUAACUGAUUUCAUGCCCGUGCUCUGGGGUGCCUGGUUUAUAGGACAACAAGUUUCCUUUCUUGGAUGCAGAGAGUGAACUGACUGUGCUGUUCAGAGGCUGAGACUGUUCUUCUGCCGGUUACGCGCUCGUCUUUCAUUUUAUUUAUAUGUGGGUGAGCAAAUGUAGCACCUCCCAGCUUCGUUGGUCAUAGAUCUGGUCUCUCCUUGUAGACUAUACACUUACUGUACGUACAACAUGCAUGUUAGAUUUAGCGCGGUCCUAUAGCUGAGGAGGGACCCUAGGCUUGUCCAAAGGGCCCCCUCAUUCUCACCACCAUCCACGAUCUCUCUCCUGUACUUCGGAUCGCAAGAUAGUGCUGAAACAUGCCGAGACACUUGCAGUGCAGCUCGGUUCCAUCCCAGGUCGGCGUGACGGGUUCUGUUUUGUAACUGGAUCUACUCUGGGGCAUGGUCUGCCUCACCACAGCUGAAGAGAACUAUUGCAAAUGACUUAAAAGUGCAAAGAGUAGCAAUAACUGCCCAAUAGCGAGGUGAAGAAUACAGAAGAUCUAUACACCAAUAUUCAAAUCGAUGUUCGAUCAAGCCACGAAUAUGGGCGAUGAGAUCGCCGAGGAUCGCAACAACGACCACCGCCUUGGAUCCAACUCUCAGUGCCGUGACGGGAUAGACAAAUGCCAUACCGAAAUUGGGGGCAGGUCGCCGGUGCAGAGCACAACCGAUACCCCGGGUACAUCGGCUUCCACCCCGACCUCCUCCAGUGAAGACGGACAUGAUAAACUUUUAGGAGUGGACCCAGACUACUGCCGGAGGAUUUUAGUUCGAGAUGCCAAGGGCACCAUCCGGGAGAUCGUGUUGCCAAAGGGCCUGGACCUCGACAGGCCAAAACGAACGCGGACAUCAUUCACCGCCGAGCAGCUCUACCGGCUCGAGCUCGAGUUCCAGCGCUGCCAGUACGUAGUCGGCCGCGAGCGCACUGAGCUGGCGAGGCAGCUGAACCUGUCCGAAACACAGGUCAAAGUGUGGUUUCAGAACCGUCGUACCAAGCAGAAGAAAGACACAACCAAGGACUCUGACAAGCGCUCCUCCUCCACCUCCGAGUCGCUGGCCACCUGUAACAUCCUGCGCCUCCUUGAGCAGGGGCGCCUCCUCUCCGCCCAGCCCCCCAACCCCCUAUUGGGCACCCACCACCCAGGAAACGGCUCUCUACUGGGCAGCCCCGGAGGCUCCUCCUCCUCGCCGGGUAGCAGCACACCACCGGGAAAUGGCGUUCAUGGGGUGGGCGGGACUUUCGGGCUGUCGUUGCCCUCCCUGGGUGGGACUCCGCCCUCGUCGCGUCUGGGCGUGCCGCCGUUGCACUCACUGUGCUUCUCCAUGCCGCUGCUAGGGGGCGCUCAUCAUGAACUGGCUUCCGGGUAUGGGUGCGGGUCCUCUGCGUUCGAACCCUACAUGCGGCUGGACAGGAUCUCCAAGGAUGGCGAUCUGACUGGGAAGAAGACAGUUUCCUAAGGGGCGGCUACUUGGGGUUUUGGGAUGGGGUUGGGAUGACUCCCCCCCUCUCUCCCUCCAUCCCUGCCUCUGGUCUACCACCACCUAUCCACACACCAACAUUGUUGUCCGUCGUUGGUUGGAUCACCAACAUCAUUGUCCAAGAUUGGCUGACAAGGAUGGACAGACAGACAGCUGGGAGGAGGUGCACCCCAGAAGGAGCAGGGCUAUCCUUGCACUGCCGUGUUGUGUCAUUGGUUGCACCCUGUACCCACCCGUUCUCCAGCUACUUGCUACUGAAUAUUGUCUAUAGAUUACAUUACAAGGAGUGCAACCAGUUACCCCUUCAAUACAUUACAUACUUCCCAGCAAAAUCAUCAUGUGUGGCAGCUUUCUGCCAGAACGUUCUAAGUAAAAUAAUCAUACACUUUAGCAGUUUCUAAUAUUAGUUCGUAUUGUAUAGUGUCCAACACUGAUUCCUGUAAAUUCUUUAUUUGGUUGGUUCUGUGUGUGUUUUAAAAUGUGGACAAAUGGUGUGUAAACUAAAGCUAGUCUUAGGUCAAAUCCAUGCUAAGAAAUGUAAAAAGAAAAGGUACUGGGGAUAUGUCCUCGCCAAAGUAACGGGUUAGCGAUAGCGUUGUUAGCUUCAUCUCUGCUCUGCGCUACACCCUCACGUUGUUUUGUCGUACCAUUAACUGGAGUAAAUUCGAGAUCAACCUGAUGAGCUUGACCCACUGACCUUUUAUCCCCUCCCAUGAGAUUAACUCUUGAUAUGUAAUUCACCAGUGAAACAGUAUCACUUUGCCUGCAGUAUGCGUUACCAUUGGCUACAGAGACUACUCUCUAGAUUAAAGCAAGCAGGUUACCCUGACAACCCCCGUUCAGAUAAUCUCAGAAUGUUUUGGAACACAAAGGGUUUAUCAUCAUGGGGGGAGGGAGGGUGGUGUAUUUGUUUUUAGUGUACAUAAGAUGCAACCCAUCUAUCUGGUACGUAUACUACCACAUCACCUGGUAUUCACCACUCCUUCCCUUGUGGUUGAAUGUUGAUCGCCUAGGUUUGGUGCACAUGCAUGCACACACACACACACACACACACACACACACGCACACGCACACGCACACGCACAGACACAGACACACACAGAGAAUUCCUAACCGGUUCAUAUCAAUACUUCUCCUUAUCUCAUGGAACUCUGUGUGUGAUGUUCUGAUAGGUCAACAUACACAGGAUCGCUUUUUAUCUGUUUUUAAUGUAAAUCUUUACUCAGAUUGGUACUUUCAAAGCCAGUUGCUUCUUUUUCCCUUCUCUUGUUGUUAUUUAACAAUGAUAUUUGGCUAUUCCCUCCCAGACACUCUCCUGUGCACAAGAAUCAUCCAUUGUUUGAUUUCCAUUAAUUUACCUUUGAUAUAAAGCACUUUAUGUUCCUAGAAGCUUUUCUCCAUUUUUCUCCCUUUUUUCUGGUUGAAAGUUUGUUCUCAUGAAAGAGAUCUUGAGAUAUCAGAUAUUCACAGGUUGUAUCACAAAUGGCACCCUUUUCCCCAUAUAGUGCACUACUAAUCCUCCCAACAGUCACUCUCCCAUAGGUACAGUUUUAAAUGCAAUGUAUUCGGACUACCCACUACCCAUUGAGGUGGCAGGUGGCCUAUUGGUUGGAGUGUUGGGCCAGUAACCGCAAGGUUGGUAGAUCAAAUCCGUGAGCUAAAAAUCUGUCGUUCUGCCCCUGAACAAGGCAGUUAACCCACUGUUCCUAGGCCGUCAUUGUAAAUAAGAAUUUGUUCUUAACUGACAUGUCUGGUCAAAUUAAAAAGACAGCUUAAGAGUUAGUUACAGGUUCUGGAUUCAGUUGUUGAACAUACAGAAGCAGGAGGACACAUGUUUUGAUUUUGCCCAAAGAGACCUGAAGAUCUGAGCCGUAUUGACUGUGACCAGACAACUUUUUUCCCUAUGCUCUGGCCAUUCAUAUUUAAUUCCCUACGUAAUAUCUGCUUGCUUUUAUUGUCAGUUGACUCUCUUCAUGGAGUCACAAUAGGCCACACAGAUAGAGCCAUCUUGAGCCCCCUAUCUCUUCUUCUCGUGAGUUCCCUGGUUGCUACAUGAUGACAUCAAUAAAACAUGGCCGACCUCAUCCUCACAAAUAAACGCUGAGGUAGGGUACAGUGUUUGGUUGUAAUUUUCUCAUGUUAAGCCUAACGUUUAUUAGGGAUACAGUAUUACGUUUUUGGCCGAUACCGAUAUCCAAUAUUUUCUUUGCCAAAAAACCCGAUACCGACAACCGAUAUUUAACAUUUUAGCGGCCUUUUAAGCAUUCUUGUACAGUUAAAAAGUUGAAACACACACACACACACACACACACACACUAACCAAAAAGUUAUUUUGUUGGCAUUUACGUAUGUCCCCAUUACCAGUAAAACAUAAUCAAAACCUAUUUCUUUCACUUACUUGCUGUGCUGUUUCCUUGUUCAUUUGUUCUGUCGUUUCAUUCUCAACCAGGAUUUCAUCAUACAUGUCAAGCAGUGAAGUUUCAGCUCUGUCUGUCCGUGGGUCCUCUUCCUCGGUGCGCACUGUCACUGUGUCCAUUUCCAUCUUGUCCAGCUGUGUCUGUAACAUUUCACGUAAGCCCUGUUUCUUGUCUGCAUCGAAGUAGCGGUCCAGGUACCUAGCAUCGAGCAUGGUGGCGACACAGGGAAGAGGCUCAGAGAGAAUGUCACCGAAUCGCUUGCCUCUAGUAGAGUACUUUUUCAAGUUUUAACCCCACGUUCUGUGUCGGCAGUUUUUUUGAGGAGGCAUUUCAAUGCCGUGACAGAGGGUAUCACGUCUGCUGCAGAGGCAGUUGAUGAGCUUAUUUCUCAAGUCAGUUGUUCGAAUGGAGCUAGGAGUGUGUUCAUGUUUCCAAGUUUCAAACAUGUUCCCAAAUGUCAUUGAAAUGGCAGCAGCGGUAUGAGAACCAGCACAUUCUUGAGCAUGCAAUACGGCUUUCCUCAGUACGAAAUCCUCGUCGACCCACUGUGCUGUCAGACUAAGCAUGCUCAUGGGGCUGACAUUGCUGGUCCAAAUGUCAGUUAUGACGCUAAUAGCAGUGACGCCCAUAGCAAGUAGCUCAUUGAUGUGCAUUUCAACGAUACCGUGUAACUCCGGUAGGGCUACGUCUGAAAAAUACCACCUACAAGGUAGUGUGUACCGGUGCUCUAGGUGCUCGACCAUUCGGGGAAAGCCAACAUCAUCCACGACAGAAAACUGUUGAUUGUCAAGGGCAAUGAAUUCCAUUAUCUUGGCGUCAAUGGAUUUCACCUUUGAGCUGUCUCGCUGAAAUGUUCCUACUCUUUCAAAUGACUGCUUGACUUGAAUUAGUUUAAUUGUUGGAAGUAUGCGCUUAUUUUUUCCCAGCUUUUUUUCGCUGAACGUCUGGGGGUGAUGCACUUUCAAAUGAGUAAUUAGGUUUGUGGUAUUGAACGAUUUCACUUUCUCCCCUCUGGAAAUAAUAGCAGCGUAAACAUUGCAUAUGGCCUUUUUGUUAUCUUCCUUUGAAACACCAAAAUAGAUCCACACAGCAGACAUUUGGGGCUAGGUUAGGAAUGCUGUGUUGCACGUGUAGCGCUGUAUUUUUCGCGGCGUCAUUACGUCAUCUACCUACGUUAUAUAGGUAUGCACGUCAGCUUUGACAUCGGUUUUGCGUUAAACUAGACAUCGGGCCGAUGCCGAAGUUGGCAUUUUUAGCUAAUAUCGGCCGAUUCCGAUAUGCUUACCGAUAUAUCGUGCAUCCCUAAUGUUUAUGUUUCACGAAGCUAUAGGCCUACAGUGUCGCAGUGCUGCUAUUUAGAAUGCUGGCUGGUGGCAAUAAUGUAUUUACUUGUUCAGUAAUUAAAGUGGGAAAUUCAAACAUUGAAGAUUGUAAUAUGAAUUUUUCGAUGCAACAGCACACUAAUCAGUAACCAAUAAAUUAUUGUUUGAAUAUACAACUGUCCUGUUAGGUCUUAUAGCCUACCUUAGCCUUCCUUGUGCUCUCUCGUAGCUUGGGUAAAAAGUUUGUGCUGCUUAAAACCAGUGUAUUAUUGAGCGUUAAUAGAAUCAGUCCACCGUCAAAGCAAUAGCUUACUAGGGAUUGUUUCAUUAUGCAGACAAUGCAGUCUAGCCUACAAAUAGCUCAAUGUGGUCUCAGAGCAUUUCGUACUGUUUUGUACGUAAAACCAAGACAUUAAAUUUUUUUAACUAGGCAAGUCAGUUAAGAACAAAUUCUUAUUUACAAUGACUGCCUACCCCGGACGAUGCUAGGUCAAUUGUGCGCUGUCCUAUGGGACUCCCAAACACAGCCAGAUGUGAUACAGCCUGGAUUCAAACCAGGGACUGUAGGGAUGCCUCUUGCACUAAGACGCAGUGCCUUAGGCCGCUGCGCCACUCAGGAGUCCAUUUAGCAUGAUAUGUUAUGUUUGGUAUGUAUUAAUUCGUGAAUGUCCAUCAUCCAUUUAAUAUGUUACAAAUUACACAUUAUGUUACAAAUUCCAAUUUGUUGUAACUAAUGUUUACUAGUACUAGGGAUUAUUUUUUUAACCUUUAUUUAAUUAACUAGGCAAGUCAGUUAAGAACAAAUUCUUAUUUACAGUGACAGCCUACCGGGGAACAGUGGGUUAACUGCCUUAUUCAGGGGCAGAACAACAUAUUUUUACCUUGUCAGCUCAGGGAUUCAAUUGAGUAACCUUUACGGUUACUGGCCCAAUGCUCUAACCACUAGGCUACCUGCCACACCAGUUAGGGUUAGGGGAAGGGUUAACUGAAACGGUUAAAGUUAGGGUUAGGGGAAGGGUUAGCUAAAAGGGUUAGGGUUAGGAGAAGUGUUAGCUAAAAGAGUUAGGGUUAGGAGAAGGGUUAGCUAAAAGGGUUAAGGUUAGGGUUAGGGGAAGGGUUAGCUAAAAGGGUUAGGGUUAGGAGAAGUGUUAGCUAAAAGGGUUAAGAUUAGGGUUAGGGGAAGGGUUAGCUAAAAGGGUUAGGGUUAGGGAGAGGGUUAGCUAAAAGGGUUAGGAGAAGGGUUAACUAAAAGAGUUAGGAGAAGGGUUAGCUAAAAGAGUUAGGGUUAGGAGAAGGGUUAGCUAAAAUGGUUAAGGUUAGGGGACGGGGACGGGUUAGCCAAAAGGGUUAGGGUUAGGGGAAUAGUUAGCUAACAUGCUAAGUAGCUGCGAAGUAGACAAAAAGUAGUAAGUAGUUGCAAAUAUUCUGAAGUUGUCCGUGAUGAGAUUUGAACACACAAACCUUUGCGUUGCUGACGUUCACAUUAUGCACUAACCCAACCACAUCCGCUUCGUUUGUGCCUUAAGUAACCUUAUGCAACCGUCCAUACCAAAUGUAACAUAUCAUACUAAUUUGAGUGUUCUGGAUUUACAUUUACUAUGUUACUUCCAGUCUAUGAAACCAGUAUGUAUAGCUAUAUACAGUAUUUAGCUGGUAACCUAUUUAUAUUACACAUUGGAACUCACCCUACACGCUGACGGGGCUAUCCGUCUCAUCACUCGUAGGCUUACCAGUUUUUCACAGAAGGUGGGUUGCUCUCAUAGAAUUUGAUUUGAUUUGAGCAUCGCUGGGUCUCUGGCAGUCGUCAGCUUGGUUUUUGGGGGGGAGAGAAGGAGGAGAAACAGGGCCGGCACUCUCACUAGAGGAACUGUCACUAUUCUCGAGGGGAGGAAGAAGAAGAGGAGGAGCAAGGCUACUGUCAUUGCCGGGGCCAGGCAGUGAGGUCUCUUUCGGGACUGGGAGGCUGCUAGUGCUAGCUAGCUGUUGCAUAAGUAGGUCUACUAGCUUCCACCUGCGAUCGUGUUUCAUCAGUCGAGGGCGAGGUGGUAGCUUUGCUGAUGUGGUUAUCUCCUGUGCUUGACUAGGUCAGGAGCUCACCGGAGCUGAGUACCGGCACCUCAAAUCUUCUAGAGCUCCUGUUCAUCUUAUAGAAUAUUAGCUCAAAGAUAUUGUGGAGCUACUGCACCUAGAUAUAAACAGUACUGGCAUACAAAUUGAGUACCGGCGCCUAUGUCAGUCCAAGUCAAGCACUGGUUAUCUUCUGUAAUUUGUCACGAGCUUGAUCAGAUAAAGCUUUUUUGCACUCUUUUUGUGCCCCACUUGUUCUUGCUUUUUUGUUUAUCCAUCUUGAACAAUGCACACUCUAUGACCUGGAGAGUGAGUGCUGCGGGGGUUUCCACUAAGCCAAUGUCCCUUUUUCGUUACCGUAGUGUACCACCGAUUUGGGUCUUGUAGUUGUGGAAACGUCUUUGCUUGUGUCUUGUUGCUGUGGUUCUACUGGGGCUGUUGUUGAACACUGUUUUUUUUCAAUAAGCAACAUCCAUAAUUCAAACCGUCCUCCAUCAAAUAUUGAAGGGAGAGAUGGACCUGAGAGGCAGCGAAGCCGGCAGAGAGGAAGCAACUUAGCUAGCUUCAAACUUCUACUACUCGGCUAGCUUCGCACCACUACUACUUGACUAGCUUCGCACCACUACUACUUGGCUAGCUUCACACUCCUACUACUUGGCUCAACUGGCUCUCACAGUCUCGCGUUACAAUUAGACAUUCAUCCAUGUUUCUAAACAUCAAAUUUUGAAGUUGUUGCAAACUUCAAAUUUCUAAGUGUUUAAGGUUAAGUUUAGGCAUUAACUCUGGAUUUUUAAGGUUAGGGUGAAGUUUAGGUGUUAACACUUACCUUAACCAUUCAGAGUUAAGGUUUGGGAUAGGUUUCAAAUGAAAACUUUUUUUGCUAGAUUUGAAUUUCCAACCUUUGAAAUCAGAGGCCAAUGCCUAUUUGAAGAUAACAGCGCUCACUGUUGCCCUUGUGGCUGAUUUCCACGUCAUCUCCCAACGUCCUCGGACAUGUAUGGAUGUCGAAUACUGACUUGUAUCACGGGUGACCUGGCUGACUUGGCUAGCUUCACACUUCUACUACCUGGCUAGCUUUACACUUCUACUUUACUUCCUAUUUUGUUUCUUUCUAUCUUUUCCCCCCAAAACUCUUUCAGUUGCUCACCUGCAGCUUUGCCCAAGGCAUUCUCUCUUCAUACAGAGAGAGUGAGACACAGUAGCCUAUGUUUCGUUUGGGGUAUUCCUUAAAAUAAUUACUGCAUUUCCUCUUGUAAUGUCAAAUGGUAUUUUUUUCUUCAGGUCUCAGUAUCUGGAUCCAACUCCGAUAUUCACCCAGCACAUCCCCUCAAAACCUCCUCAGAUAAUAACUAACCUAGAAGAGAAGUAACUGUCAUGUGACCCCCAUCCCUUUCAAUAGCAUCUCCCGUUCCUGCAGCUGUACAGUCAGUCGUGUGUUUGUAUUGCAUGUUCAACAGACGCUAUACUUGUUCAAAUGCAGUGUUGUAACCACAUGGAAAAGCAGCACAAAACUAAAAAGCUAUAUAGUGAAUGAUACCCUGAAUAAGAGGCCAUUCUCAUGUUCAAAAACACAUAACGCUUCAUAUGAAGAAAAAAAAAACAUUCAAAGGGACCACAUAAGAAAAUCUAGCCCUUGGCCUUACUGGGUCGAAGAUGAUAAUGCUUUCAUAGCAAAUAGCUCAGCAUCAAACUGUUUCUCUCUUUCUAUUUCUCUGGGCUCACUGACUGAAUGGAAUCGUUUAUUUUGUGAUGUGCAAUCUCCUGACACCGUGCAGCACUGAAAAUACAGCAUCAUAUACAAAGAAACCCAUGCCAGAGAGAAUUGACUGGGGGUAAUAAAGAAUACCAGAGUUCAAUUCCCUUUAAAAUCCCAUCAAUUCAGGAAGUAGACUAUAAUUCCAAUGCUUUUCAAUUUGGAUUUGGAAUUUGCUUUAGGUUCUGAAUUGAAUAGCAUUGAAAUGAAACUGACCCCAACCCUGGAGAAUACAGUAGUUCCCUCUCUUCCUUCAAGCUCUCUCCAGGGCCCAUAUUCCCAAAGUAUCUCAGUGUAGGAAGGCUGAUCCUAGAUCAGCACUCCUGUUUUGAGAAACUUUAUAAAUAUGGGCCCAGUUCUCACUCUCACACUCUCUCUCUCUCUCCAUCUACACGGUGCUAUUGUAUCAUGAGUUUGAUGGUUUAAGUCCUAUGAGAUUGUGUGGCAAUGUUUCUUUAUUUGAAAAAAAAAGAUUAUUAUACAGAGGCAGUGUUUUGUUUUUACGCACAACUAAGGUUAUAUAGGCCAUCCAAGGGUAUAUAGGCCAUACAGUACAGUAAUUCCUUUGGGCAUGAAAGUUAUAACCUAAUUCCAGAUCUGUAUGUGCUUAGGCCAACUAUUAUUUGUCAUGCUGUUGGAUAAAAGCACAAAGUGAUCUGGGGUCAGGCUAAGUAAAAGUUGUAAUUGACCGUGUCGAGUUAACCGGCAACAUUCUAUUACUCACAGUGAAGAACAAACUCAAUGUAAAUAUAUAGGUCUUUGCACAACUAUCUCCAUGUCCGUACCAUGUGAUCUUUACUCAAAACAAAAAAAAAAGAAUGAUGGAAAAAAUAACUUUAUAUAUGUUUUACAAUUCUUUGUCUCUAACAAAUUGCACUUAUUUAAAGAUCAUUUUUUUUGUGUUCUGGUUUGAAAGAGCUGUUUUCAUGCUCUAUGGCUUGAAAGGCCAAGAUAUUGUAUAAUAUGUAUAUGUAUUUGUAUUCAUAUGCGUAUAAAUAUAUGUCUAUGUAAUUA